AUGGAAAACAAACUACUUUGUUGGUGGUUGUACUGGCCAUGCGUGUAUUCAUCUAUUAUAGCUACCAUAAUAUCUUUUUACACCAUAACUAGACACUUAUUAAAUUACCGUAAACCAUAUGAACAAAGACUAUCCAUACGGAUACUAUUGCUCGUGCCCAUUUUUAGUGUGUCAUGCGCAAGUGGCAUAAUUAAGCCUGAAGCAGCUCAAUUUUAUGUCGAUCCUAUCAGAGAAUUUUAUGAAGCAUUCGUUAUUUACACUUUUUUCACAUUUUUAACACUACUACUAGGAGGCGAGAGGAACAUCAUUACUGUUUUAAGCUUAAAUCACGCCCCCACAAGACAUCCGAUACCGCUAAUAGGUAAAAUUUGCAAACCGAUAGACUUAUCUGAUCCUUUUGAUUUUCUUUUUGUCAAAAAAGGCAUAUUACAGUAUGUUUGGUUCAAACCAUUUUAUUGUUUUGGUACAUUGAUAUGCAGUGCAUGGAAGCUACCCAAAUUCGAAAUAUUUUUGAACGUUUUUUAUAAUAUUUCAGUGACUUGGUCACUGUAUAGUUUAGCACUAUUUUGGAAGUGUCUCUAUCCGGAAUUAACUCCUUAUAAACCAUGGUUGAAAUUUUUAUGUGUCAAAUUGAUUAUUUUUGCCUCUUAUUGGCAGAGCAUCAUAAUCCAGGGUCUAGUGGUUACUGGAAAGUUGGGUACGGGAAACCAAGAUCGAACCUCUGGAUAUGUGUACAAGAAUGGGCUCCUGUGUAUAGAGAUGGUGCCUUUCGCCAUCUUGCAUGCAGUAGCUUUCCCUUGGAACAAAUACACAGCAUUUAGCAUACCUUAUGGGGCCAGGAUGAAAUUCAUUUACGCUUUGAAAGAUUUUCUUGGUUGCGGUGAUCUAAUAUGGGAUUUUAAACAGACUUUGUUUGCUGGUCCCUUGUACUAUAAUUAUAGGAACUUCGAUCCUGAAGCCAUGGAUCUAUUAAGCACUAGACAACAAUCCGGUGCGACUAUGGAAAGACUAAAGCAUGGGCUAAGAUUUACUGAUAAUGGAAGAAAUAGUUAUUGGGUGGCAUAUGGGAGUAUAGAUAACAACCUUGUUCCGGAAUCAAUAGAGGAAUCAUGGGAAGAUGAUAUUGCUGGUCAGAGAACUUUUCCUGAGGAUCCAAAUUAUCCGGUUGUUCACGACUACACGAUGGGCCAUCGAUAUAGUAGAUCAAUGAAUGAUUUAAGAAGAGAUGUUCAAAGUAGGUCAUCAAUGGCUUGUUAA
Molecule: messenger RNA, 1257 nt
Organism: Saccharomyces cerevisiae S288C
Lineage: Eukaryota; Fungi; Ascomycota; Saccharomycetes; Saccharomycetales; Saccharomycetaceae
Gene: HFL1
Product: Hfl1p
Exons: 1
Coding region: 1-1257 (418 amino acids)
Biological process (GO): transmembrane transport
Cellular component (GO): membrane; vacuolar membrane
Source: RefSeq, marked reviewed